AUGGCUGUGCUCCGAAGGUCCCUCCUGGUGCUAGUUGCUGCUUCUUUGCUCGGCCUGGUGCGUGCUCAGCCGUCGCCUGUGGUCCAAGAACACAUCUCUGCAGCUAUCGCGUCGGCGGCGGCGGAUCCGGACAAUGUCGACUACACCUCGCUGGUCAAUGUCUUCAUAGGCACCGACAAUUACGGGGAUGUUUGUCCUGGCGCCUCUGUCCCCUUCGGGAUGGUCAAAUUCUCGACAGACAUGACGGGAUAUGCACCCGCGGGUUACAUCGCGGACCCGACGGAGAUGAUUCGCGGUCUGAGCCCCAUGCACGACAGCGGAACUGGUUCGUCUUCAGGUACCUACGGUAACUUCGAGAUCAUGCCUCUCCUCUGCCCGGACGGCUUCGAGACGUGCGCCGUGAGGCUCGACGACCGCCUGCGGUACCGCAAGAACAACACAGACGAAGCCUACCCCGGAUACUUCGCCCAAACGCUGGACAACGAGAUCAAGAUGGAGGCUACGUCCACGCGCCGCGCCGGCCUGGAGCGCUUCACGUUCCCCAGCGGGUCGAAGCCGUACUUCACGCUCGACCUCGCGAAUGACCUCCCGGAGUCCUUCGCCGGCGGAUCCUUGAACAUCGAUCCUGAGAACGGGCGGAUCACCAUGGGAGGAUUCUGGGGCUCGAGUUUCGGACCUGGUGCCUUUCAUUACCAGGCCUUUGCUUGUUAUGACCUGCUCAACGGCGGCACGCAGAAACUCGACGAAUACGGCGUCUGGACAGGCGAGACUUUUGGCUUGGACUACUGGGGAGACGCCAAGGGCCUCGGGCAAACCAACCUGAACCUCUCCGUCGACCUCAUCGGGGACGUCUACCAGUCCGGCGCGCUCUUCUCCUACGCGGGGGACCCCGAGGAGAUCACCAUCCGGGUCGGCAUCUCCUUCGUGUCCGAGGCGCAGGCGUGCAGCAACGCGGAGACGGAGGUGGGAGGCGCGACGUUCGAGGAGAUCGAGGCGGAGUCGAAGGCGCUGUGGAACGAGCGGCUGAGCACGAUCACGAUCGACUUUGCGAACACGGAGCCGAACAUCACGGAGCUGCUGUACUCGUCGUGGUAUCGCUCGAACCUCACCCCUAAUAAUGCCACGCAUGAGACACAAGGGCCGUAUGCGAACACGACGCACUUCUAUUUCGACUCUCUGUACUGCAGCUGGGACACCUUCCGCACGUUCUAUCCCCUCAUGGCCCUCCACUCACCCGUGCACUACGCCCAGAUCGUCGAUAACUACAUCGACGGCUACCUCAAGCAGGGUUGGAUGCCCGAGUGUCGGGCCAACAACCUCCCUGGUUGGACUCAAGGAGGUUCGAGUGGAGACCUGAUCGUCGGACAUUUUGCCAUGCUCUACCACAACGAAGCAGAGGAGCUCGGCAUUGACCUGGAGCAGCUCUACGCUGCUAUGGUGCAGGACUCGGCGGUCAAUCCUCCGGAGUGGAACAUCAUGGGUCGCCAGAGUAACGUCUACAAUCAAUAUGGCUACGUGCCCUUCGCCGCACUCGACACCAGGAGCACCGGCCGUAUGACUCGGGAGGGUAGUCGGACCGUCGAGUAUGCUUACGAAGACUUCGCAAUCCGGCAAGUCGCACUGCUCUUGAACAAAACCGAAGACGUCGAUGUGUACACGAACAAAUCCUAUUUUUACAAGAAUGUAUGGGAUCCGACGGUCAACAGCGACGGCUUUACGGGUUUCUCUCAAAAGCGCUAUCCCAACGGAACCUUCUACUACACGGACCCCAUUGAUUGCUCGCCCGUCGAUUCGAACCCAAACCGUGAAUGCUCGUUACAAGAUGACAACGUCGUCGGCUUCUACGAAUCAUCAUCCUGGGAGUAUAGCUUCUUCGCACCUCACGACAUGGCAUCCGUUGUGGAUAUGAUGGGAGGCAAUGAAACUUUCAUUGCACGUCUGGACCAUUUCUUCAAUGCGAGCUACUUCAACGUAGGGAACGAACCAUCGUUCAACACCCCGAUUGACUACUUGUACGCCAACGCACCGACAAGGAGCGUCGAUCAUGUCCACGACGUGGUGUUCAGCUACUUUGACAUCACACCUGCUGGCUUACCUGGCAAUGAUGAUCAAGCUGCAAUGGCAACUGUUUUGGUUUGGCACCUACUCGGCCUGUAUCCUGUGCCGGGUUCGUCAGAAAUCCUGGUUGUAUCACCCUUCCUACCUACGUACACCAUUCAUAACCGCUACCUGAACACCAACACGACCGUCACGGUGAAGGGCUUCAAUCCGGCCUCCGUCCAGCAGUACAUCCCGGAAGGCAUCGCCGCCUACGUCCAGAAUGUCACGAUCAACGGCGUACCCUCUCCUUCUCGGUGCCAUUUCGACUUCUACGACAUCUUCCGCGUCGGCGGCGAACUCGUCAUCGAGGUCACGGCAGACAAAGAUUCCGUCAACGACUGCGGCGCCUCUCUACCUGACUCGCUCUCUACGGGCGGCUUCAACACAGUCCGAUAA
Messenger RNA from Fomitopsis serialis, 2496 nucleotides. RefSeq names its product glycoside hydrolase family 92 protein. Gene Ontology annotation, cellular component: nucleus; cytosol. Bases 1 to 2496 code for a protein of 831 amino acids. The transcript is spliced from 20 exons. Gene Ontology annotation, biological process: carbohydrate metabolic process; protein deglycosylation; protein quality control for misfolded or incompletely synthesized proteins. The record is from RefSeq and is a predicted model, not a curated record. Gene Ontology annotation, molecular function: carbohydrate binding; peptide-N4-(N-acetyl-beta-glucosaminyl)asparagine amidase activity. NCBI's taxonomy places the organism in Eukaryota, Fungi, Basidiomycota, Agaricomycetes, Polyporales, Fomitopsidaceae.